UUUCCGGAAGACGUGGCUGUUGAUGCUGUCCGUGGUAGCUGUCAUCCUACCCAUUACCAGAGAGAUAUUACCAGAUUGCUUUUAGUUUAUUGGUUUCUCUGGUUUUAUUCCUUACUUACCGGCGGAGCGUCGAGAUGAUUUCGCUAACGGAUUCCCAAAAGAUUGGAAUUGGAUUAACAGGUUUCGGCGUGUUUUUCCUCUUCUUUGGGAUGAUCCUGUUCUUUGACAAAGCCCUUUUGGCCAUUGGAAAUAUCUUGUUUGUCGCUGGCCUCGCCUUUGUCAUCGGCCUGGAGAGGACGUUCCGCUUCUUCUUUCAGAAGCACAAGUUGAAGGCCACCAGCUUCUUCCUGGGAGGGGUGUUUGUAGUUCUCAUCGGCUGGCCCAUCAUUGGAGUGGUGCUGGAGGUCUACGGGUUUUUCCUCCUCUUCAGGGGCUUCUUCCCAGUCGUUGUAGGCUUCAUCCGAAGAAUACCGGUCCUGGGUUCCAUCCUAAACCUGCCGUUCAUCAGCGCGCCUUCCUAAGUUUCCGAGGAUAAUCGGCGGCUGUGGUGGUUUGGUGAAGUAAUAUUUGCCCUUCAGAUGUCAGGAUACCAGACGCAGUGUCUGUGGCGAUCUUGAUGCUGAAGCAGCAGAGGGACCCCCGCGCUGUUCUCAGCGGGGUGGGGGGGCUCACUGACAUCUCUCCAGCAGCCUGUAUUAUCCAUCCCUGCCGCGGCCGGCUCCUGUAGCGGCCUCUGGGCGGCAGCGAUGCUCCAGUUCAGGCAGGUGGAAUCAACCGCUUGAUUGUGCCGCACAUGGAGGACACUAAGCAUCCACAUAAGGAACGUCGGUCCGCCUGCUCAUCCAGAACAUGAAACCCAGAAGUCUUGCGUUUUUGUAGCCCUGUUGAAAAAGAGAAACCCACCUUGUUUUGCAACAGAUGGACAUUUUCAAGAAGAAGUGACAUUUUUAGUGGAAUUGUAGCUUAAGGUUUAUUCUGCCCAGCCUCCAUCUCCUAGCACUCCGCUUCUGUCCGUCCACACCCUGUCGGGUGGCUGU
This is a messenger RNA of Fundulus heteroclitus (mummichog), 1037 nucleotides long. RefSeq names its product vesicle transport protein GOT1B. Gene Ontology annotation, biological process: endoplasmic reticulum to Golgi vesicle-mediated transport; retrograde transport, endosome to Golgi. Bases 135 to 521 code for a protein of 128 amino acids. The transcript has 6 exons. Lineage: Eukaryota; Metazoa; Chordata; Actinopteri; Cyprinodontiformes; Fundulidae. The record is from RefSeq and is a predicted model, not a curated record. Gene Ontology annotation, cellular component: endoplasmic reticulum; membrane.